Molecule: messenger RNA, 1422 nt
Organism: Papaver somniferum (opium poppy)
Lineage: Eukaryota; Viridiplantae; Streptophyta; Magnoliopsida; Ranunculales; Papaveraceae
Exons: 2
Coding region: 1-1422 (473 amino acids)
Source: RefSeq, a predicted model, not a curated record
AUGGGAGAUGCUUCUCAUGCGUCUCAUGUUAGGUCUCGUACUUAUGCUGAUCAGGUGAAGGGGAAGCAACAUCUUCCAACAACAUCUAUUGAUCUCAGUUCUUUACCAUUGCCAACGAUAAAAGAAGGAAAACCAGCGAUUGUUUUACCUGAAUCUUUCUAUUUGGAAGGUUGUGAUAUUUGGAAAUUCAGUCUUAUUGGACGUUUAGAUUUCAAAGGAAUUACUUUCCAAGAGGUGAAGGAUGAUUUGGAACAUCAAUGGCAGCUAGGUCAAGGUGCGGUUCAGCUAAUUUCUAUGAGUAGAGGUUUCUUCACUAUCAAGUUACAAUCCCAAACGGCAAAAGACAAGCUUUUGAAUGCUGAAGCUUGGUUUUUUAGGCAUCAAAAGCUAACCCUAAUUGAAUGGUUUCCUGGUUUUGAUGCUGAAAAACAAAGAUCAUCUCAUGCUUCCGUGUGGGUUUGUUUUCCAGGGCUUCCAUUAGAAUUCUGGACAGAAAAAAUGCUAUUGUCCUUGGCUAAAUCAUUAGGAACUCCAAUUGUGGUUGAUAGACGUACUCUUGCUCAUGAAUAUGGUCACUUUGCAUCAGUUUUGGUGGAUAUUAAUUUUGCUGAAGCAACUACUGAUGCUAUUCAUAUUACGGUUGGGGGUUUAGAUUUUUGGCAAUCUGUUAAGAUUCAAAAAGUUCCAAAAUAUUGUUCCAAGUGCAAGUUGAUUGGGCAUACUGAUCAUGAAUGUAGAAAGCAGCACAAGGAAAAUACUGAGAGACAACUUGUGGUAAGCAAACAAGUUAGCGUUGAUGAUUCUCAACCUGGCGUGAGCAAUAUUCCUAAACCUGCUGGUGGGGAAUGGCAAGUGGCUAGGCGUAAGAAUAAGGGUAAGAAAAAAGCUCACAACGUCAAUGUAGAUGUUCGUGAUGUUGUUGAUAAUAUUGCUGGUGAAGAAGAUGAUGUGGAGUUUGCUGCUAAGCUGGUGAAGGCUCAGCAGUUGGAGGUUGUUAUGGCACAAGCCAAAGCUGAUUUUGAAUCUGUCUAUGUUGAAUUGGCGAGAACUAAACAAGCGCAGGCUUCAAAAUCAUUUUUAGUUAAGAAUGGAAAAGUGGGUGAAACUAAUCCAUCAACCAAAUCAAGUUUGGUUGGAACUAGGAUUCCCAAACCUGUUAGGAUUGUGACCGCAACUCCUACUCCUCUUUAUGUGGAGGAGAGUUCAGCUGAUGCAAAGUUUAGGGCUAAUCAAGAAGCUAGGCGUGUUCGCAUGCAAUCCAUGCAUAAGGUAGUGAAUACUACUGAGGGUAGGAAUGCUUCUAAUUCCGAGUCUCUUCAGGACUCCAAUUUGAGAAUUGGUGCUGAAAAAGGAAGUUUACCAAGAAUUAAUUCUGGUGCAACUUCUCAGAUUGAUACUAACUCCUCCAAAUCUGGUUUUUAA